Messenger RNA from Durusdinium trenchii, 1396 nucleotides. Lineage: Eukaryota; Dinophyceae; Suessiales; Symbiodiniaceae. The record is from the annotation of a GenBank genome assembly.
AAAAAUCUCUGGUUUUGAUUCGUUUCUCCACAUGGCGUGUUUCUCCGUGGACCUCAUGGCUUGGCCUUAGACCUCCGCUCCGGGUCUCACACUUUCAGCGGAUGGUGCUGCAGAAUGGCCGCGCCAACGUCGGCAAAGGCGUCCUCGGCCUUCGGACCGAGACCCCUGCAGUCGCUGCCGGAGUUGACCAAGCCCUUCCGAAGCUUCGCAGGAUAUGCUGAACAAUGCAAGCCCUGCGUCCUGUCACUGGGAUGUGGAUGGAAUUGCAUACCUUGGGCAAGGCGUGGCUUGGCGUCUCCUCCAACCACUGAGCUCUCUGCAAAGCUGCACACGCUGCAACGAAGGUGCACAGUGAGCUUUGAGCCCACCAGGAACCUCUUUCACUUCGACGUGGAGGUAGACUCUGCUGACGGCGGACGUCGCAGGUUGAUCAAUCCAGGCCGAAUCUCCAUGCACUUCCAAGACUUUUGGGAGACCUGCCGACGCGCUUCCGCGGUGGCUUCCGCGGCUUCCGCUCCAUCCGUUCAGUCGGAUGGACGAACUGCACGGGUGGUGAACAUGCCCUAUGACACCGAGGAUCUACCAGAGCCUGCGAAUCCAGAGGAGCCACAGGUCUUGGAGGUAUCCUUAGAGGAGCUGAAGAAUCUGGCACUUUACUGCGUGGAAGAUGCUGGAGACUGGGCAGAUCUUCUUCAGGACGUCCACCCGGUGGAUCCGGCUGCUUUGAUCCAUCCUGAGUGGCAGAGACUACUGCGCGAGCGGCGAAUCUGGAUGUCCUCUGGAGGUCCACAGGGCACUCAAUCCGUCUCCGCUGGCUUCCAUUGGGACCACCUGCAGAACAUCCACGUGGUUCUCAGCGGUUCCAAGGAGGUCUUCCUGGUAGCUCCUCUACUUGCGCCAGCCUUGUGUGCUACGCGAUUUUGUCCACAGUCCCAGUGGCAGAUGUCUUCUUCAGGGGGCAGGAUGCGCGUGGAGAAGGUCGAGAUGCAGUCCGCAGCGUCCUCCACAGACUAUGGCCUCAUUUCGGUUGACAGCUCAUAUGAAGAGAAUCUUCAGCGACAUCAUCGAAUGGCGAUCGAAAUGAAGGCCAUCUUCAUCCCACCGGGCUGGUGGCAUUCGAUCCGCACCUUCCGUCCUGACAGCAGAUCUGAUGGACUGCCCUUCGCGUUGAGCAUGAACUUCUGGUACGAGCUAUCAGCGGAAGCGAAGGCAGCGCAAAGUGCGGUGCUGAUGACCCUGGAGAUCCUCUCUCGGCAACGAGCUGUGGCUGGAGUGCCAGAGGAGCACAUCAAAGAGCUUUUGGAGCGGCUGGGGGUAGACGAAGUGGAGAUGGAUGAAGAUCGUCCAAGCCACUUCGAGAAGGUCGACUAAUCCUCACGAACCGAGCAGAACAAGA